GAAUCCCUACUGCGUAACUGCUCUCACCCUGUGUCAAGACCAGCCUUACUCCAAAUUACUAACUAGCCAUCUUCUUGCUCUGAUCCAGAGCCUUAUUCAGAGGUGGAAGCUCUGAUGAGAAUCACAGUGACUUCUGCCUGUCAGGCCUCUCUUCAGAGAAGAGCCGCAGGUUUCAGCAACUGAAGCAAAGACACAAGAGGGAGGGACAUAGAAAAGAUAUUCACCUUUUUUUUGGCCACCAUUCUCCUCAGCAGCACCAGCUUUCACCAUGGAGAUAAAGUUUAGCCUCAUAUGUACUCUGGACAGUUAAAAUCACUUGGUGCUGUGAAGACAGAUCCAUAGCAAACAGUGAUCCCUUUUCUUUAGUAAUUUUAGUCUCUCUGUAUGGAUUUCAUUCCCAAGAAGGCUGGGGGGACAGAUGUUGGGAAGGUAGUGAUGAUAUUUCUUUCCCUCUAAGUAGUCCUUUUCUGUUAUCACCAAAGAGUAUCCGGGGGGAAAAUGGCAACCAAGAACUCUUCUGUGACAGAGUUUAUCCUCGCAGGCUUAACAGACCAACCAGGACUCCAGAUCCCUCUCUUCUUCCUGUUUCUCUGCUUCUAUGUGAUCACUGUGGUGGGGAACCUGGGCUUGAUUACUCUGAUUGGGCUGAACUCUCACCUGCACACACCCAUGUACUUUUUUCUCUUUAACCUCUCUUUAAUUGAUUUCUGUUACUCCACUACCAUCACCCCCAAAAUGCCGAUGAGUUUUGUCUCAAAGAAGAAUAUUAUCUUGCACACAGGGUGUAUGACUCAGCUGUUUUUCUUCUGCUUCUUUGUUGUCUCUGAGUGCUUCAUUCUGUCAGCAAUGGCAUAUGACCGCUAUGUUGCCAUCUGUAAACCAUUGGUGUACACAGUCACCAUGUCUCCACAGGUUUGUUUUCUCCUUUUGUUAGGUGUUUAUGUGAUGGGGUUUUUGGGUGCUGUGGCCCAUACGGGGAGCAUAAUGAGUCUCACGUUCUUUACUCAUAACCUUGUCAGUCAUUUCAUGUGUGACGUCCUUCCUCUCCUUGUGCUCUCCUGUAACAGCACGCAUGUGAACGAGCUGGUGGUAUUUAUUGUUGUAGCCAUUGACAUUGGAAUGCCCAUUGUCACCAUCUUCAUCUUUUAUGCUCUAAUACUCUCUAGCAUUCUUCAUAUUAGCUCCACUGAGGGCAGGUCCAAAGCCUUUCGUACCUGUAGCUCCCACAUAAUUGUGGUUUCUUUCUUUGGUUCUGGGGCUUUUGUAUAUCUCAAACCACCUUCCAUUUUGCCUCUUGACAAAGGAAAAGUGUUCUCCCUGUUCUAUACGAUUGUGGUGCCUCUGUUAAAGCCAUUAAUCUAUAGCUUGAGGAAUAAGGAUGUCAAAGUUGCCCUGAGGAAAACCUUGAGAAGAAAAACAUAUUCUUGA
This is a messenger RNA of Loxodonta africana (African savanna elephant), 1428 nucleotides long. RefSeq names its product olfactory receptor 8B12-like. Gene Ontology annotation, molecular function: olfactory receptor activity; G protein-coupled receptor activity; odorant binding. Gene Ontology annotation, biological process: sensory perception of smell; G protein-coupled receptor signaling pathway. The record is from RefSeq and is a predicted model, not a curated record. Gene Ontology annotation, cellular component: membrane. The coding region runs from base 499 to 1428 and encodes 309 amino acids. Lineage: Eukaryota; Metazoa; Chordata; Mammalia; Proboscidea; Elephantidae. The transcript has a single exon.